UUGAUUCUCAAAGGUUAGAGGUGGAGGGUGAAUGCGUCCUCUGAUUAACGUUAUCCGGAGAAAAAGUUUCUAAAUUGGUUUCUGUUUAUAAUUGAAGUCAGUUAUUUACAGUUUUAUUUAAAAUAUAUAUUCCCAAAUUUUAUUUUGUGAAGUGUGAUUUACUUUGAUUCCGAAAUGUGAUGUGCUGCUCCUGAGAUUUUAUUUUAAUUUUAUCAGCAAAAUGCACAUUCAGCAACAAUUUAAACUUUCAGGUUUAACCUAUUAUUUACUUUAAAGAGUAUUCAUAUAAUUUAAAGAAAAUAUUACUUUGUAAAACCCAAAAUGCUUACGAAAGUGAAUUUACGAAUUUUAAGAGUGAAAUUUUGGACAGGAGAGUAUUCUUUCAGUAAACGAAAUUUAGCAUCCUGGUCAUCUGUUGCGUACGCUUUUAAUACCAGACCAUCCAAAGUAUCAUCUUUAAAAUCACAAUUUCUUGGAGAAAAUACUGGCGUAUUUGGUUAUAAGGAAUUGCAAGAACCAUAUGGAUUUUACCUGUUAAAAGAGAACGCCAUUAGGAAAGCAGAUUUGUUGAUACAGGAAAUAAAAAGUCCAGCUCGUAAACGUAAAAUGGUUCGAGUUUUUGACGAAUUGUCUGAUACAUUAUGUAAAGUUGCAGAUUUAGCAGAAUUUGUUAGGGUUGCUCAUCCGCAAGAAAGAUUUUCUUAUGCAGCCAAAGAUACAUCUAUUAGUAUUAGUAGUUUUGUAGAAGAACUAAAUACAAAUAGAGAAUUAUACGAUAAACUCAAGGCAGUUGUUGAAAAUGGAGACAUUUGCCCCACUGAUCCAAUAGAUGACUAUAUUGCACAUUUGUUUCUUUUUGAUUUUGAGCAAUCAGGAAUCCAUUUGGAUCAAGAAACACGAGAAAGAAUAGUUGCAUUUAAUGAUUAUAUCUUGCAUGUUGGAUCUCAUUUUAUGAAUAAGACAUUAAGUCCACGUACUGUGCUUAAAUCUCAACUACCAGAGAGUAUUCGACAUUGUUUCUCAGGUGAUGGUGAAACUGUUAUUGUUAGUGAUCUUUUUUCAGAUUCAAAAAAUGAACUAAUCCGUGAAGCUGCAUAUAAAAUAUUCUUAUAUCCAGACAGGCAACAAGAAGAAUUAUUACACGAAUUAUUAGUUGCAAGACAAAAGCUUGCCAACUUAUGUGGCUUUCCUACAUAUGCUGACCGUGCAGUGCGAGGCAGCAUGGCUGCUACACCAGAGUUUGUCCAUGAGUUUCUAAGAUUACUAAGUGAAAAAAUAAAGCCUAAAGCUGAUGAAGAUUAUAGUGCUGUGCUUAAAUAUAAACAGGAAUUAAAUAAGAAUGCUACAUCUGUCAUGCCAUGGGAUGUGGCAUUUAUGAUUUCAAAACUUAAACAAAAAGAAUUUGCUGUGGAUUCUUCUGAUUAUUCUCCAUAUUUUUCCUUGGGUGUUUGUAUGGAUGGACUCAAUUUUAUUUUCAAAUCCUUAUAUAAUGUAACAUUACAGGUAGAAGAGGUUGUUGAUGGAGAACUUUGGCAUGAUGAUGUAAGAAAAGUGAGUGUUCGGGAAGAAAAUGAAAUUCUAGGUUAUAUAUACUGUGAUUUUUUUGAGAGACCUCAAAAACCUAACCAAGACUGUCAUUUUACUAUACAAGGAGGUAGACUGUGUGAUGAUGGGACUUAUCAAAAGCCAAUUGUUGUCCUCUUGUUGAAUUUGCCUAAUCCAACAUGGUCUCAACCCUCAUUGUUAACUACAGGUAUGGUUGAUAACUUAUUUCAUGAAAUGGGUCAUGCUAUGCAUUCUAUGUUGGCAAGGACAAGUUAUCAGCAUGUUACUGGUACUCGAUGCUCUACAGAUCUUGCAGAAGUGCCAUCUGUUCUUAUGGAAUACUUCGCUUCAGAUCCUCGAGUAGUGUCAAAAUUUGCUAGGCAUUUUAAAACAGGUGAAGAGAUUCCAUAUCAUCUUGUCAGUAAACUUCAAAGCUGUAAGAAAAAGUUUUCAGCUUGUGAAACUCAGCUACAAGUAUUUUACGCUGCUUAUGACCAAGCAUGUCAUAGCAACAAUUUUUUAAACUGUUCUUCUACAGAUUUACUAGCUCAAAUUCAAAACUUGUACUAUGGUUUGCCUCAUGUGCCAAAUACUGCAUGGCAGUUGCGCUUUGGUCACCUUGUUGGCUAUGGUGCAAAAUAUUAUUCAUAUUUGAUGUCUCGAUCAGUUGCAUCAUGGAUUUGGCACGAAUAUUUUAAAAACGAUCCAUUUAACCAAAUAGCUGGUAAAAAAUAUAGGCGUGAACUAUUAGCUUAUGGUGGAUCAAAACCUCCACGUGAAUUGGUUGAAAAUUUUCUUGGUACUAAAAUGACUCCUGAAUGUCUCUCAGAUGCAUUAUUGAAAGAUCUAAAUUCAGAACCUAUAAAAUGACUCGGUAAUAAGAAUCUAUAAUUUUGAGUUGUAAAAUUUUUUAUAUACAUAGAUCUGGUAUUAAAAAGCUUUUCUGAU
Molecule: messenger RNA, 2493 nt
Organism: Argiope bruennichi
Lineage: Eukaryota; Metazoa; Arthropoda; Arachnida; Araneae; Araneidae
Product: mitochondrial intermediate peptidase-like
Exons: 1
Coding region: 322-2415 (697 amino acids)
Biological process (GO): peptide metabolic process
Cellular component (GO): mitochondrion
Molecular function (GO): metalloendopeptidase activity
Source: RefSeq, a predicted model, not a curated record